Messenger RNA from Penicillium malachiteum, 1494 nucleotides. RefSeq names its product putative MFS transporter. The transcript has 6 exons. Bases 1 to 1494 code for a protein of 497 amino acids. Gene Ontology annotation, molecular function: transmembrane transporter activity. The record is from RefSeq and is a predicted model, not a curated record. NCBI's taxonomy places the organism in Eukaryota, Fungi, Ascomycota, Eurotiomycetes, Eurotiales, Aspergillaceae. Gene Ontology annotation, biological process: transmembrane transport.
AUGGUGGACAUCAAUCCUAGACUUUACGAUCUGACCAGUCAUUGUCCACAGCUUUUCCCUAACCGGGUGCGAUAUGCAGCCCUUAUCACCGUCAAUCUCUAUGUUUUCAUGGGCAAUAUGUACUCGUCCGGCCUGGCGGUUGGCUUCGAGGCCCUAGCAGAGUAUUUUGAGAUGCAAGAUUCUCAACUAUCACCUCUUAUCACUUACUCAGUCUUGUCUAUGGGACUGGCGAACUUGGUUUGGAUGCCCCUUGCAUUAUGUUUUGGAAAACGACCAAUCGUCUUAUUCUCCAUGGCAAUGUUCCUAUGUGGCAUUGCAUGGAGCGCGGUCGCGAAUGACUUUCACAGUCUUCUUGCAUCCCGAAUUUUUGCUAGCUUCGGCUAUGGUGCCAUUGAAUCUCUUGGACCUAGUAUCCUAGCAGACCUUUUCUUCGAGCGAAACUAUGCAAGUGCAAUGGCCGUCUACGCUGCCUCCUUGUCUGGUGGAUCUCAGAUUGGCCCAGUCAUUGCCGGAUACCUCAUUCAGGCUCGAGGCUGGAGAUGGUUCUUCAUCCUCUGCGCAAUCAUUGCAGGUGCCAACUUUGUCUCCACCAUCUUCCUUCUACCAGAGACUACCUACGAGCCCGAGGAGAAUUCCGAGCGCAAUGAUGAUGCUGAUGAUGCCGAUGAUAUUGAGAAAGAUAAUAGCAGUCACGUUGAAGCCGUGCGAGUCAAUACUCAACAUGGCGACCGUGUCAAAAUGGACUACGGUGAAUACUCGAAGGGAUUGUUCACUGUGAAGAUGACGAGGGCUGCAAAGGAGAAGGGUUUGUUCAAAUACUUCGCCUACCUUUUCGUCCUGCCAUUCCCACUUCUGAUGGUUCCUGGUGUGUUGAUCGCAUCGAUCAUGUAUGGUGUGGUUCUAGGAGGUAUCGUUGCUAUUUCAACCCUCGCCCCGGAUAUUUUCGCUCCACCACCAUACCUCUUCACCUCCGCUGACCUCGGUCUGUUCACCCUCGGAAGCUUCGUCGGUGUCGUCGUCGCCUGGCCCAUCGCUGGUCCCUUGACCGAUCUUCUCUCUCGCUGGAUGCGCAAACGCAACAAUGGUGUUCACAAGCCAGAGCACCGUCUACCAGCGCUUAUCCUCCCCUUCUUGAUCUGCCCUAUCGGUCUGAUUGUAUUUGGAUAUACAGUCGCGCGGGAGCAGAACUACCUUCGUCCUGCUGUUGGAUCCGCUAUCUGUGCAGCUGGACUAGCCCUGGUUCCCUCGGUGAUGCUCUCAUACGUCGUGGACUCGUACCCCCGAGUCGCGGGAGAGGCUCUUGUGUUGGUUAACACAUCGAAGAAUGUCGUCGCCUUUGGACUCGCCACGGGUGCGUACUCCUGGAUGGAGGAGCAAGGCGUGGAGAAGAUGUUUUACGAAUUUGCGGGAAUUGAAUGGGCAGUGCUGGCACUCGGAUUGCCCCUUUACUUUGCAGGGCCAUGGCUGCGAGCCCGUACUGAGAAACUGCUUUAA